Molecule: messenger RNA, 2184 nt
Organism: Aplosporella prunicola CBS 121167
Lineage: Eukaryota; Fungi; Ascomycota; Dothideomycetes; Botryosphaeriales; Aplosporellaceae
Exons: 4
Coding region: 157-2136 (659 amino acids)
Biological process (GO): regulation of alternative mRNA splicing, via spliceosome; mRNA splicing, via spliceosome
Cellular component (GO): nucleoplasm
Molecular function (GO): N6-methyladenosine-containing RNA reader activity; mRNA binding
Source: RefSeq, a predicted model, not a curated record
AGUGAUCGUCUCCCGCUCUGUCUCUGCUUCUUUUUUUAAAUCCUGCCCUCCUUGCCCUCUUACUUGGCUUGGCUAUCGUCUCUACUACGUACUCCCGACUUGCCACGCAGGAUAUAGAUUUGGUGGCUUGCCGUGCCAUUGAUAGUCGAGGAACAAAUGGGCGAUGUGUCGAUUGACGGCGUCGUCCCGCCCGUCGACUCUACGCCUUCCCACGAAGAUGCUCGCUUGCUCUCCAAACCAAGCCCUGGCUGCGCCAGCAACUCGACCUAUCCCACAACCGCCGCGCCUUUCCAUUCUCAAUACAGCUCGUUGCCAGACCCCAAUUCAUCACUAGAAGUCCAACGCCCCUUCCGCCAGCAAAACGCUUACGCCUACACACUACCUUCCGCUCAAGGCCCGAGUCCGCCGGUAUUCAACAUGACCGCAGUCGCCGGUGCUUUGCCUGACUAUUCUACCACUAUUGCCGGCCACGCCAUGCCCACACCUGUCCAACCGGUUCAGCGCGGCGUCACAGGUGCUUCUACCCCAGCGCUUGUAUACCAACUCCAACAAAUAUCGCAGUAUCCAGGUCAGGCAGCAAUGGGCUACGCCUCUCAACCGUCUUUCGGCGCUGGUUUCGCUCCUUCGCAGUUUGCAACCGCCUACCACACAUACCUUCCAGGCCAGCAGCGUGCCAUUGGACCUGCUCAACUGCCGCAGCCGUAUGCCCCUUAUUCACAUCAACCCCCGCAAUACAUGUACUAUGCCCCGCCGUACGGAAAUCCGGGCUCCAUGUCCCAAUCCGCCGUUGCUUAUGCUGCCCCGCGGGUCGAAAUGGAUGGAAGAAGGGCCAGUCUGUCAACGGCUCCUGGCAGUUAUCACACUGAUGGCUCCAUGAUAGCCAGGAACUAUCUCAACAUGAAUGGCAGUGUCGUUGCCCAGGGCAUUGUCGGAGAUUCGGGCACAGGCGCCCCCGCUGCGCUAGGAACUGGUCCUGCUCUCUAUGCAUUUGGUUCAGAUGCAAGUCUUACCGCCAUACCUCGGGGCCCCCCUAGGAAACCAAAGCAGUCUGGACACGCUCUCUGGGUCGGAAAUUUACCACCGGGAACAACCGUUGUGGACCUGAAGGAUCACUUUUCGCGCGAUGCCACCAAGGAUAUCGAGAGUCUUUUUUUGAUUUCGAAAAGCAAUUGUGCCUUUGUCAAUUAUCGGACCGAAGCCUCGUGCACAGCGGCGAUGCACAGGUUCCACGAUUCCCGGUUUCACGGUGUCCGGCUUGUUUGCCGCCUUCGCCGGAGCGCGGCUCCUGCAUCUGGCGUACCAACGGGUCCCUCUGCCAUGUCUGUUCCACGCCAGUCAAAUGCCUCCCCUGAAGUGACACCUGUCAACCUGGAUGAAGAAAAUGGCAUAGAGAGGGGAGAGCCGCCUGCCGUAGACGGCCUAGAUAAGCGCCACGACAGUGUAACGAAGGUAGCUGAAAAGUUUUUCAUCGUCAAGAGCCUAACACUGCAGGAUCUCGAACUGAGUGUUCGGAAUGGAACUUGGGCGACGCAAGCUCAUAACGAGCAGGCCCUUAAUGAAGCCUACGAGUCUGCUGAAAACGUUUAUCUAAUUUUCUCUGCCAACAAAUCAGGGGAAUAUUUUGGAUAUGCGCGCAUGGCAUCACCGAUUGCUGAAGAUGCGACCGUCUUGAAAAACUCGACUCCUGAAACGCGUGCUUCCGAAGCUGUGGAUAACCCGAAAUCCAUACCGACUCCUGCAACCGAGUACGCGCCGAAAGGGCGAGUCAUUGAUGAUUCUGCCCGUGGGACUAUCUUUUGGGAGGCAGACCAGUCUGAUGAAGAAGAUGCAGACAAAGUUGACGGCGUAGCACAGUCAGUGACCUCCGAUGCAUCAAACCCUUCUCAGGCUUGGGGUAAGCCUUUCAAAGUUGAAUGGCUCUCGACCAACAGGCUUCCGUUCUACCGGACGAGAGGGCUACGCAAUCCAUGGAACGCCAAUAGAGAGGUCAAGAUUGCAAGAGACGGUACGGAGCUUGAGACAUCCGUGGGCAAGCGGCUCAUCCAGAUGUUCCACCGAUUGGGUCCCUCGACGGCCGGUCCCCCAAUGGUCCCAAUGAUGCAUAUGCCGGCCCAGCCGAUACGCAUGCCGCUCUGACAUUGCUUUUCAUGGUUUUGUUCGUCGAGAACUUCCACUUCGUUUUGC